UUCAUUGUUCAGUACUUAUUGUAAUAGUAUUCUGAGGAAGGUCAUUCAGAACAAAGUAAAGUCACUAGUUACAAAAAAGCAGUAAUUUUAACUAGAAGAUAAUGUCUUACUUUACUCUUUGUCUUUUUAUAACAGGACUUGCAAUAACUUGGGCUCAAAGUGAUAUAAUUUACCCACGUCAGGCUGACUGCAGUAACUACAUAAGUGGUCAAGACUGCCCAUCUGAAUACAACCCUGUCUGUGCUUCUGAUGGAAUCACUUAUGCAAAUGAGUGCACUCUCUGUUUGGAGAACAGCCACAGGCCAGAUAUAACUGAGGUCACAAAAGAAGGUCCUUGUUGAAACAGAAUGAUAUGAUAUGUCAUAAAUUCUUUAUACAGUGAAAAAAUUCCAGCAGCUUCUUCAUGCAAUCUAUAUCAUGACAACAACAGAAGCAUAUAAGUGCUGCAUGACAUUACAAAGUAUUAUUUCACUGAGUUCAUUAUACCAAAAUAAAAUGGUACAGUAUA
Messenger RNA from Protopterus annectens (West African lungfish), 508 nucleotides. RefSeq names its product serine protease inhibitor Kazal-type 1-like. Gene Ontology annotation, molecular function: serine-type endopeptidase inhibitor activity; protein binding. Lineage: Eukaryota; Metazoa; Chordata; Ceratodontiformes; Protopteridae. The record is from RefSeq and is a predicted model, not a curated record. The transcript has 4 exons. Bases 102 to 341 code for a protein of 79 amino acids.